This is a messenger RNA of Cheilinus undulatus (humphead wrasse), 5902 nucleotides long. Its product is annotated as E3 ubiquitin-protein ligase rnf152-B. NCBI's taxonomy places the organism in Eukaryota, Metazoa, Chordata, Actinopteri, Labriformes, Labridae. The record is from RefSeq and is a predicted model, not a curated record. Bases 178 to 948 code for a protein of 256 amino acids. Gene Ontology annotation, molecular function: ubiquitin protein ligase activity. Gene Ontology annotation, biological process: protein ubiquitination. The transcript has a single exon.
CACCACCACCACCACCGUCAUCAUCAACGAUAACAAUAACACAUCAACCAUGUCUGCGGGGAUGAUGGCGUUUCAAUGAGCGCGUGGGAGAGGAGGGGGGAGAGGAGGAGAGACGUGCACCGUCAUCAGAAGCAUCUGUCCGCCAGCAGCUCCCUUUGUGUUCAGCGGAGAAUGUGAAUGUCGAAAGAUGACAUGGCAGAGGUAGAUUUGACAUCAAACGGAGCGGAACCCCCCGGUGAGGCCUCCUCGGCGUUCCCCUACGAGGAGUACGAAUGCAAAAUCUGCUACAAUUAUUUCGACCUUGACCGCCGGGCUCCUAAGAUCCUCGAGUGCCUGCACACGUUUUGUGAGGAGUGCCUGAACACGCUGCACCUCCGGGAGGAGCGGCCAUGGCGCAUCAGCUGCCCCGUCUGCCGCCAUCGGACUCCGGUGCCGGAUUAUCGGAUACAAAACCUGCCCAACAACACCAAGGUGACGGAGGAUUUUCCGCUCUACAUCGACUCGGACCCCCUGCCUCAGGACGCUUUACCUCCCUACCCUCCCCCGCUGCACCCAGCCCUCGUCGCCCUCCGCCGGGAGGAGGCGUCGGGGACGUCCAGCGCCAGCCAGGCGACCCCGUCCACCACCGUGUCCACGGCCACGACCCUCUCCCAGGACUCGGUGCGCUACGACAGCUGUCAGAGCUGCAAGAGAGUGGCUCUGACCACCGGCUGCGUGUGCGUGAUCUUCUCCUUCCUGUCCAUGCUGGUGCUGCUGUUCAUGGGCCUGAUCUUUGUGCACAGUCACAGCAUCCCACCCUCGCCGGCCGGACCCAUUUGCUUGUCGGUAGCCAGCAUCCUGGCCAUGUUCUCGGUGGUCGUCACAUGGCUCAUCUGCUGGCUCAAAUACAGGCCGGAUCAUGAGACAGGACGCUCCUCGGCCACCGGUAACUCCCGGAGAAACGCCUGACAGGCUGCUGGCUGCACUGAUGGACAUGAGUGAUCAUGGUCAUGCAGCUCUUGGUCACUGGAUAUUCAUUUCUGUAACGGAUCAGGCAAAUCAAGCGGUUAUUAGAUUUUUGUGUGGGGUCAGAGCUGAAAUACAAGGUGAUUUUCUAUGUUAUGGUCAGGAAGAAGAUGACGAAAGGUAAAAAAAAAAAUGCAAAAUGAUCUUAUAAAAAACUGUUAAAGGGGCCUAAAGAUCUCAAAUUGGUGCUAAUAUAUUCAAAAUGGCAGAUUUCCUGUUGGAGUUAGAGUAUGGGUCCAGGAGGCUUUCUUGCAGAUCUCAUCAAGCCCUCAAAAUUUCAAACGUGUAUCUGAAAGUAGCCUCUUAUGAAGACCCCUUUUUGAACAUUUAAAGUGGGUGCUACUGAGCCAUUUCACAAGGGGCCUCCAGGAAAUCAAAUUAGUCACCAGGCCUGAUGUGCAUGCCAAAUAUAACAUUUGGGCAUGUUAACAUGACCAGAUUUAUGAUCAACCAGGCAACAGGGGCUAACAAAGAUGCAUUUUCAUAUUCUGAGACUGGAUGUUGUCAUCAGCGGGGUUAGGACCCUGGUCGCAGUUUCUCUGAGGCCCAAUUGAGCCAAACUCAAGCAAGCAAAUAUUUAUUGGUAUGUCUGCAUCAGUGGAAUAUGCUACAGGCAUGAUAAAUAAAGCAUGAUCACGUUGUCCGUGUGAUUUCAAAGUAAAACUCCCUUGGUGUGGAGAGAGUCCCCUUGCUUGUGCAGAAUGCUUUUAUUCUGAAGUCGUUCACAGACAGCUGUGUGCUCAAUCAAAUUACCCUCAAGGCUACUUCCUGGGGCCAGGAAUACUUUCUUUGAAGUAAGAAAAAAUCAGAAAUCAAGCAGGCUUUAAGUACAUUAUGUAAAUAAUCAAAUAACAUCAGGAAAAGGAUGAUAUCUCUUCUGCUGUGCUCUCUCUCCCUCUGUCUUCUUCUUUGUCAUUGUGCUUGGAGAUUUGAAUUUGGACUGUGAAUAGACAUUUAUAAUGUAAAUAAGAUUGUUGUCUGGCACGCCUGAUUCCUACAACUGUGAUAUAUUCAACCAGUGCAGAGAUACCUGCUGACAGAGUACGGGCCUAAAGACGUUUUACAUGACAGUUGACACACUAAAAUCCACCUCAAGGCUCCUUAAUUGUAACUAACAUCCCGUCUCAGGAUAUAAAAGACAGAUUUUCUGCUUCUGUCUAUAAAGAAAGUAAUUCAGAACUCUUUAAAGAUUUAUGUUAGGCCUUUUUACACCUUUAAGGGAGAACAGUGAUUAGAGAGUGGGGGAGAUACAUGCAGGAAAGGAGCCAUAGGCUGCACUUGAACCUUGGCCACCUGCAUGCAUGGGCUGCGGCCUAACCACUGGGCCAUCUGCGCCUCAAAUUGAACCAUUUUAGGUCUUUUCUCAUCAGUUUUCGACCAUUACAAAGGAAAGUCGUCUUGUUUUUCCCACCUUAAAAAUAAACUCAACCGGAAGUUGUUCACUUUUUUUUUAAAGAAAUGAAUCCCCAGUGACCCAAGUUGCACAGUCCAAUCAUGUACAUAAUUCUGACACCUAAAUCUCCUGCUCCCUUUACUUUUUUCUAGGAACAAAUCUCGUCCAAAAAUGGCCUUUUAUCAGUAUAGCAAACACCCAAAGGCCUUCAUGUUGUUUGGAGCAAUAGGCCAACAUGAUCCUUGAUAAUCUUUUUCCUUAACUCGUGCACUUGAAUCCACAAUGGGCCCAGUUGACUGGGUUGGUUGAUGUGAUGGUUGAACUGGUCUUAGACUUGGACUUGGUGAGGUUGGUGUGAUGACUGAAUGUGAAGUGCUUAUUUCCAGGGUCUGAUAUCCUCCCCCGCACUACCCUGAUUGAUGAUAUGCAUAUCCCACAAUGCCACUCACUGUAAGAUAACGGUCCAUGACGAUUCACUUAUAUCUCAACGAAGCACUGUCCUAUUGUACAGAUAUUCAGCAAUGUUCACCUCUGAGUUUCCAGGAGAUGGAUUUCAGUUUUUAAGGGGGUGUUUUUGUUUCUAUGAAAAUGUAAUUCUGCUACAAAGAAGUCGUACCAACAAUCUGAUCUGUAAAUACUUCACAGGGAAGUUGUGAGUGGUUCUGGAUUGGUGAAAACUAAUCCUUGUGCUUUAAUGUCCCCCUUAAGGAUGGCACUGCUUCCUUUAUCUUUAUAAAAGCUGCACCUUUUUCAGGAUUUCUGAGGAGAUUCACACAGAGUUGUGCUUUUGAUCCUGUUAUUUUGGCUACUUUAGUGCAUGUGAGGCUCAGACAAGGGGGAAGCUUUCUGUUUUUUUCAUCAGAAGGAAAUGGUGUUUUCUGACCCGUGUGCCUCAUCUUGUCGCUGAAUGAAGCCAAACCUCACCGUAAACAAAAGCAAAUCCAUGCAUGGGCCUCCUGCAGGCACACAGACGGCAUCCAGCCUGAGUGUCGGCAGGGAUUUCCUCUUUCUGUCACAUCAUUCAAACGACGGAAGUUAAAAACAGGGUUUUCCAUCAGCUGGAGCUGCUUCUCCUCCCAUGCUGGCACCUUUUUUUUUAAAUCUAUGACAAACGUAGGUCUUUAGAUGAGGCUUUUAAAGCAGGUCAGAAUAGAUAACAGUGAUUCAAGAGUGUUUAACAGGUCUGAUCAGGGCUAAAAGCUGACAUUAGCUGCUGUUUUGUUGCAAGUUCCCACAUCGUCUUCUUUCAAAGCCACAUAGGAAAGUCUGUGUAUCUGUUUCAACUUAUCAGGGGAUGUAUUUGGUGUCUGUUUCUGCUCUUCAAAGAUUGUCGGGACUCACAUUUACUUUUGAGAACUUUAAGAGCCUCAUGAGUUGCUAAAAAUACCAAGAGGAGUAUAAAAAAGUUUAAAGUCCUGCACUAACAAAAUGCUUAUAUGCCUUUUUACAUGCUCGUAGAUUAAAUGGUGUUGUUUAGAUGGGAUUUCGCUCAAAAAAGUAAUGCAGGUUUGCAUACAAAGAGACAGUGAAGAAACUUUGUUUCUAAAAUCAGCUUGAGGCCACACAGCUUAAUAGAAAACAGCACUUUUCUUGUUACAAAUCUAACUCAGUGUGUUUGCAUGCAGUUUGAAAGUUUGACUUGUUUUAGUGCAACUUCAACUGGACUUUCCAAAUGCAUAUAAGCAUGUGUUAACACCUUAUUUUAGUGGGCCAUAAUUACCUAUUAAUUUUAAAGUAAAAAGUGGUAAUUAUCUAGUAAUUUUCUCAAGAAUAAGGUGGUAGUUACCUUGUAAUAAGUUGGCAUUUUACAAACAAUAACUAUGUUAAUAUUAAAGGAGCAUUACAUUUUAAUAAUGUAUUAAUUAUCAAGCAAUUCUUUGUAAUAUUGUGGCAGUUCUCUGGUAAUUACGUGGUAUUUUACACCUAAUCCUAACCAAGACUCAACUCUAACCCUACCCUAGACCUAAACCCCAAUCCUAACCCUAAAAAUUACUUGAAAAUUACUCAGAAAGGAAUCACUUGAAUUUAGUGAGAAAUUACCUGGGGAUUAUCAAGCAACUUACAUAGAAAAUUAUCAUCUUAUUUCUAAGAAAUAACUUGGUAGAAUACCUCCUAGAGCAGUGGUUCUCAACUGGUCCACCCAUAGGACCCACCACCUACUGUAAUGUGAAGUAGAGACCCAAAUUGCUGAUUUUUAUUAAGUUAAUUCAAUAAAAAAUGCUGAACUUUGGAUGUUGGAGGGAACACACCAAGAGGCCGAACAAAAAGAUUGGCCAACACUUAGGGAGGGCAAGCAUGCAAACAUUUUAUUUCACUGUUUUAGUCAUUUUUUUUGAAAGAUGACAAGACAUUUAUAAUUUAUCAUAAGAAAACUAACUUUCAUGAAAAUAUUUCCAUCCAAGAUAGGAGAAUAAAUAAGUGAAGAUCUCAAGAAACCAAUCAGUAUUUACUUAUUUUCCUGCAAAAUAAAGUUUAUGGAUAGAUGUCUGCCUUCAUAUCAGAAAUAUUCUGCCCCCUUUUUUUCCUGAAACCAGUUCAUGACCCGCUGAAAACAGCACUGUGACCCACUUUUGAGUUCUGACCCACCAGUUGAGAACCACUGCCCUAGAGAAUUGCUAAGAUGUUAUGAGGGUUAGAGGGUUAGGUGAUUAGAGUAAAUACCACCUAAUGACCUGAGAAAUGCCCCAGUAUUAUGAGGAAUUACUUGAUAAUUAAUACUUUAUUACUAAGUGAAUACUUUCAUAAUAUUACCGGGCUAUUGCUUGGUAAAAUACCAACUUGUUACUAUUAUAUUACAAUAUUCUUGAGAAAUUACUACAAUUACCACAAGUAAAGCAAAGACUGGGACAGAGCUGUAAAGUUUGUCCAUGUUUUCACCUUUUGACAUACAGCUAGCUGCUAACUACUGGCUUACUUGUUAGAAGACUGUCUGUGGUAAUUAGCUGAAAUGAGAUAAAUGCAUUCUGCUGUGCAUGUAUACUGAGAUAUCAACAGUAGUCCAUUUAAAUUCCAUAAAAGAGCUGAAACUCUAGCUCAACUUUACGAUGCAUGUAAACACACUGACUGAGUGUUAAUCUGGGAUACAUUCUGUGUGGCUACAAUCUCAAAAUGACAAAAACCAAAAUGUUCAAUGUGUUGAACUUAAGACUGUCAAACUAAGAAAUGUGUGAUGGACCUUGAGGACUUGCACUCGUGGCUCCCUGACCUUCUGUUAAUCUUUCAAAUUGGAGGAUGAUUUGGACACUAAGGUGGUUUAAGCACCUAUUUCUCUUGCACACAUGCAGUGUUCCUACCUCACUGCAGCAGAAAAAAGCAAAAACAUCAUGUUUACCCCUCCCCUGUCUGAUCCUUAUGCUUGCUUCAAUCAUCCUGCUGACCCUUUCUCCCACCCGUAAGAUGAUGCACUUUCACCCUCUUAUUUGACACAAGUAACGGGGUCUACCUUUGACUCAUGUGAGCAUAUUGUAUUUAUUUCAGAGGACCUAGAAGAUGUUAUUGGUUUUA